Messenger RNA from Panicum virgatum (switchgrass), 776 nucleotides. Its product is annotated as bidirectional sugar transporter SWEET17-like. Bases 16 to 447 code for a protein of 143 amino acids. The record is from RefSeq and is a predicted model, not a curated record. The transcript has 5 exons. Gene Ontology annotation, molecular function: sugar transmembrane transporter activity. NCBI's taxonomy places the organism in Eukaryota, Viridiplantae, Streptophyta, Magnoliopsida, Poales, Poaceae. Gene Ontology annotation, cellular component: membrane. Gene Ontology annotation, biological process: carbohydrate transport.
AGCCUACAUAUACAAAUGCAACUUCUGAUUAAGACCGCAAAGCUGGCGACAGCGUUGGACAUUGGUGGAUUUGGAGUUGUGUUUGCAGCCACCACAUUCGCCAUCCGUGAAUUGGACUUGAGAAUUAUGGUGAUCGGAAUGAUAUGUGCCUGCCUCAAUGUGCUCAUGUACGGGUCUCCCCUUGCUGCCAUGAAAACGGUGAUCACCACCAAGAGUGUGGAAUUCAUGCCCUUCUUCCUCUCCUUCUUCCUCUUCCUCAACGGAGGCGUCUGGGCAACGUACGCUGUGCUUGACCGAGACAUCUUUCUCGGGAUCCCCAAUGGGAUAGGCUUCAUCCUUGGCACGAUCCAGCUGAUCAUCUAUGCGAUCUACAUGAACAGCAAAGCCUCCCAGAGCAGCAAAGAAACAUCGGAAGAUGCGGCUCCUCUUCUAGCUUCAAACGCUUGAUACGGCCAAGGAGAAGCAUCUAGCCGUGUUUGAUGCGCGGCAUGCUGGAGUAGAAGCUGGUCUUAAAAACUGUCAGACUUCACGAGUGUGCCUACCACUAUCCUAGUGAUUGGGGAUUAUUCAUUUUUAUUAAGCACGUAAAGUUUCUUUGAUGAGUGCCAUUUUUGUUUGUAAGUUUCGAUGAUGCCCCCAUUGGUCCAGUUACAUUUUACUAUUUUAGAAUCUUGGCACGGAAAAUUUGUCAUAGAAAGGCAAUGUCCAUGAAGAUAUUGUGAAGAUUCAUACAUUUGACUAUCCAGAAAAAAAUAUUUUUUUGGUUGUUUGUCAUA